Molecule: messenger RNA, 7051 nt
Organism: Betta splendens (Siamese fighting fish)
Lineage: Eukaryota; Metazoa; Chordata; Actinopteri; Anabantiformes; Osphronemidae
Product: NACHT, LRR and PYD domains-containing protein 9-like
Exons: 11
Coding region: 2424-5822 (1132 amino acids)
Molecular function (GO): protein binding
Source: RefSeq, a predicted model, not a curated record
UAGCUACACAAACUUAUUUGUUGUGUUUUCUAGUUGGAGGAGGUUUAAAUCCAGUUGUCGUUUUAAAGCCAAAUAUCAGCUUGUAAACUUUAAAGCAGUAAAGAUGGCGUUGCUUUGUCAUGUGUGUGUCAAAUGAUGAUGAAGAAUAAACCGUGAAAGAUACCAUAGAAUAAAGUUGAUGAGUGGAGAGCAGUAUGUCUCCGUCACAUACUUAUAUUUCACCCCUGUGUUUUGGUCAUUUAACAUUUUCUUUUCUGCAACUAUUUACAUUACAUUGCAUUUACAUUAAACUUAUUCUUUGUCUUUUAGGGUAAACCUUUUUUUAUUUUCUCAUUAGUACCAACACGGUAUAUAUCUUAACAUACUUCCUGUUCUGUUGUUUGUUAAUGACAUGAAUGAAAACAUCCAGAUACUGUAAUAUAAUAAAAAAACAUAUUCUUGUUUAUACAGCUCUGAAUCUGUCUGUUAAAACAGUUGUAAAAUGUUAAUUACAUGCUUUACAAUGAGUUUUUGCAACAAUUACUCUAUAUAGUUAAUAUAGUUAGUAUUUGUCACGAACGCACGGAUGAGGACCCAAAUGCACAGCGUAACACAGCUUGACGGUGGUAAAAGGAUGGUUUAUUCCAGGUUACGGGAUCAGUUCAGGCAGAGUCAUACACAAGAGGUUAUGCGGGUUUAAACGAGGUCAGGCAGAGACAGCGUCAGGGACAGGCAAGGUUCAUACACGAGAGGCAGGUUUACAAUACCAAGUCGUCAGGUGGGGAAUCGUGGUCAGGCAGGCAGACAAGGUCGGUAACAUGCAGAGAAGAAGACCAGGGCAAGACAGGCAGGGAUAAGGCAGGCUCGGAAUCAGCGGUCAAAAACAGGGUACACGAUACACGGCAGGACUGGAUCAAUGAACUGUAAAAUGACGAUAACACACAUACAACGAUCUGGCGGAGAACUAAGAACACAGGUGGUGGUUAAAUACAAGAAGUGAUUACUGAUUUAAAACAGGUGUGUGUAAUGACCGGGUGAUGCAGGAACAGCUGUGACGUGACAUAAACUGGAAGUGAAGCUCGAACUGAAACAGAAACCUGGGAGACUACCAAAAUAAAACCGGAAAUGGAAACUAGAACCCCAAACCAUGAUAAUAUGGCCAAUGAACAAAGUCCUUUUCAAAAUAAAACUGAGCACAGAACCAGAACCUGACAGUAUUUUAGUCUUGAUAAGAAUUGAAUUACAAAUUUGAAUUACUGAAGAGAAUAAAACAAUACACCUGUUAUUUAUUUUUUUAUUUUUUAUUAUUAUAAUUUAAAAACCUUAGAUGGCGUUAUAUCAGAACAUAACCUAUACAGGAUUUCUUGUCUCGUUAAUAAGUAAGUACACUGACGUACCAAUGAUGGUAACUUAUUGGGAAAAUCUGCUCCUGCUUCCUUUUUCACUGCAGCCUUUUGUUUAUUUUGCUGUGUCAUGACUUUUUUGUGUCACAAUAGCUGUUGUUAGUUGGUUCCUCCAAGAGUCUGUCUGUCUUUUGCUUGUUAAACUAACAGACUUUCUUCAUGUUGUGUUUUAGUAGAGUCAGAGCAAGAGCAAGAGUUAGCUGAUGGUCAGCAGCUGGUUGUUACGGUGUCUCCUCUUACUGAGGACUGAAGCAGCUUUUCCUGCUUCCAUCAGCCUGUAGAGGAGGGGGAGAUGAGCUGCUGCUCACCUGAGGGAAACACCCUCCUGUGGCGAAUACCGAAACCUGUCUGGUUUUCUCCUGUCUGUCCACUCAAGCCCAGCUAACUCGUGUCUGUGUAAUGGACUGUAACAUAGCAGUUUGCAAAUAAAAUAUAAAAUUUAGUGGUAGCCCUGUUUUUAGUCUCAAAAAACCCUUACAUACAGUACGUCGCCAUCACGUCCCUCACAUACAGACAUGUUGGAAAAUGUCAUGGCUGUGGCGAGUUAUAGAAAAGAUGUCCUUGCAACUGGAUUGUCAUCAUAACAAGAUUGGGACUUAAAAAACACUCCAUUACAAGUCAGAAUGCUGCAUUCAGGGGAUCUCAUCCUUCUAAAUAUUGUAAAUGUGUUACUUGUUAUUGUACCCUUUAACUUUGGACACUGGCUACCUCCACUAACGACCAAGUAUGACCUUAGGUUUGGUCAGAACAGUUUUCAAUAACUUAUUACAGUAAAUGUUAAAAGUUUUAAGAAUAACAUUUCCUCCAUCAGCAUGUGUUUGCUGGGCUGCAGCUUCAUGUCUCCAUCUAGUGUCUAAUAGUAGAAGUAGAGCUAAUAUGAACCAGAGAAGAAGAGACAAUGAGUAGAGGAGCAGCUGAUAUUGCCACAAGACUAAUAAAGAAGGGAAUUUUUAUGUUGAUGUGCAGAUGAAUGGUUUGUGUUUCCUCUCCAUAUGAAGGUAGAAAGUCUGUGUCAGCUGAUGUGGAUGUAAAUUCAACAGCAUGAAUCAGUGUGACGACAGCAAGGACUAUAUAACAAUCCAGAGCCAGAACAAUGCUCAGAGUUCCCAUCAGAGACAAGAAUCUGCUGAACAUGGAUCUAAACCUGAACCCAGUUGUGUGUCCUUAAAGAGCAAUGGCUCUAAGGAAUUUGGCAUAACUUUUAAAGACCAACCUGUGUCAGAGCCAAAAGUGGACCAGCAGAGCUCAGAGGUUCCCAGUGACCAUCCUGUCCAGCAGCACCAAACACACCUGGACUCCAUAUUUAUGCUGCUGGAGGAAAACAUUGUCACAUUUGCGAAGAAGGAGUUAAAGAAAAUGCAAAAGGUUCUGAGUCCAGAUUACCCAGAAUGCUUAAAGAGUCAGUGGGAGGAUGAGGAGGAGUUGGAUGGUGAGGAUGAAGAGCAGAGGAGGAGCAGCAGAGACGCAUUUCUGAAGAUCACAGUGAUAUUCCUGAAGAGGAUGAAGCAGGAGGAGCUGGCUGACUGUCUGCAUAGAACUACUGCUGCAGUUUGUCAGCAUCAACUUAAAUCUCACCUGAAGCAGAAGUUCCAGUGUGUCUAUGAAGGCAUCGCUAAAGCAGGAAACCCAGUCGCUCUGAACCAGAUCUACACAGAGCUCUACAUCACAGAGGGAGUAAUUAGAGAGGUCAACAAUGAACAUGAGAUCAGACGCAUUGAAACAGCCUCCAGGAAUCAAUACAAAGCAGAAACAUCCAUCAGACCAGAAGACAUGUUUAAAGGCUCAGCUGGAAGAGAUGGAGCCAUCAGAACAGUGAUGACAAAGGGAGUGGCUGGAAUUGGGAAAACCGUCCUAACACAGAAGUUCACUCUGGACUGGGCUGAAGACAAAGCCAACCAGGACAUACAGUUCACAUUUCCAUUCACCUUCAGAGAGCUGAAUGUGCUGAAAGAGCAAAAGUUCAGCUUGGUGGAACUUGUUCAUCACUUUUUUACUGAAACCAAAGAAGCAGGAAUCUGCAGCUUUGACCAGUUCCAGGUUGUUUUCAUCUUGGACGGUCUGGAUGAGUGUCGACUUCCUCUGGACUUGAACAAGACUAAAAUUCUGACUGAUGUCACAGAGUCCACCUCAGUGGAUGUGCUGCUGAUAAACCUGAUCAGGGGGAACCUGCUUCCCUCUGCUCGCGUCUGGAUCACCACACGACCUGCAGCAGCCAAUCAGAUCCCUCCUGGGUAUGUUGACAUGAUGACAGAGGUCAGAGGGUUCACUGACCCACAGAAGGACGAGUACUUCAGGAAGAGGUUCACAGAUGAGCAGCAGGCCACAACAAUCAUCUCCCACAUCAAGACGUCACGAAGCCUCCACAUCAUGUGCCACAUCCCAGUCUUCUGCUGGAUCACUGCUACGGUUCUGGAGGAUGUGUUAAAAACCAGAGAGGGAGGAGAGCUGCCCAGGACCCUGACUGAGAUGUACAUCCACUUCCUGGUGGUUCAGACCAAAGUGAAGAACAUCAAGUAUGAUGGAGGAGCUGAGACAGAUCCACUCUGGAGUCCAGAGAACAGGAAGAUGAUUGAGUCUCUGGGAAAACUGGCUUUUGAGCAGCUGCAGAAAGGAAACCUGAUCUUCUAUGAGUCAGACCUGACAGAGUGUGACAUCGAUAUCAGAGCAGCCUCAGUUUACUCAGGAGUGUUCACACAGAUCUUUAAAGAGGAGAGAGGACUGUAUCAGGACAAGGUGUUCUGCUUCAUCCAUCUGAGUGUUCAGGAGUUUUUGGCUGCUCUUCAUGUCCAUCUGACCUUCAUCAACUCUGGAGUCAAUCUGCUGUCAGAACAACAGUCAACAUCGUGGUGGUUUAAAUGGUUUAAAAUCAAAUCAACAUUGUUCUAUAAAAGUGCUGUAGACAAGGCCUUACAGAGUCCAAAUGGACACUUGGAUCUGUUCCUUCGUUUCCUACUGGGUCUUACAAUGGGAAUUAAUCAACCUGUGCAAAGAAGUCUCGUUUUACAAACAGGACGUACUUUGCAAAACAGUCAGAAAACAGUUCAGUACAUCAAAGAAAAGAUCUCAGAGUCUCCCUCUGUAGAGAAAAGCAUAAAUUUGUUCCACUGUCUGAAUGAACUGAAUGAUUGUUCUCUAGUGAAGGAGAUCCAACAGUACCUGAGAUCAGGAAGUCUCUCCACAGAUAAACUGUCUCCUGCUCAGUGGUCAGCGCUGCUCUUCAUGUUACUGUCAUCAGGAAAAGAACUGGACGUGUUUGACUCAGUUAAAUACUCAUCACGCUUUUCAGAGAAUGAUCUCUUUUUUGUACUCGCCGUGAUCAAAGUCUCUAGGAAAGUUGUACUGAGCAACUGUGGCCUAACAGUGAGAAGCUGUAAGGCUCUGUCUUCAGUUCUCAGCUCUCAGUCCUCUAUUCUGAGAGAACUGGACCUGAGUAACAACGACCUGCAGGAUUCAGGAAUGAAGCUACUGUGUGAUGGACUGAAGAGUCCUCACUGUCAACUGGAGACUCUGAGACUGAGUGGCUGUAACCUGUCAGAGAGAAGCUGUAAAGCUCUAACCUCAGUUCUCAGCUCUCAGUCCUCUAGUCUGAGAGAACUGGACCUGAGUAACAACAACCUAGAGGAUUCAGGAGUGAAGCUACUGUGUGAUGGACUGAAGAGUCCUCAAUGUCAACUGGAGACUCUGAGGCUGUCAGGUUGUCUGAUCACAGAGGAAGGCUGUGCUUCUCUGGCUUCAGCUCUGAGCUCCAACCCCUCGCAUCUGAGAGAACUGGACCUGAGCUACAAUCAUCCAGGAAACUCAGGAGUGAAGCUGUUGCCUGGAGGGGAGGAUCCACACUGGAGACUGGACACUCUCAGGGUGGAGCCUGGUGGAGUUCGAUGGGUGAGACCAGGUCUGAGCAAGUAUUUCUGUCAACUCACAAUUGACACAAACACAGUGAACAGUGAACUACAACUGUCUGAUAACAACAGGACGGUGACAUGUGUGUGGGACUGUCAGUCAUAUCCUGAUCAUCCAGACAGAUUUGACUACUGGUCUCAGCUGCUGUGUAGUGAUGGUCUGACUGGUCGCUGUUACUGGGAGGUUGAGUGGCGAGGAGGAGUUCAUAUAUCAGUGAAUUACAGAGGAAUCAGAAGAAAAUUAAAUAAUGAAGACUGUUUGUUUGGACACAAUGACAAGUCCUGGAGUCUGAGCUGCUCUGAUGAUGGUUACUCUGUCUGGUACAAUAACAUAGAAACAUGCAUCCCCUCUUCCUCUGUGUCUCACAGAGUAUCAGUGUUUGUGGACUGUCCUGCUGGUUCUCUGUCCUUCUACAGCGUCUCCUCUGAUAAACUGAUCCACCUUCACACCUUUAACACAACAUUCUCUGAACCUCUUUAUGUUGGGUUUGGGUUCGAGUCUCCUGGUUCCUCAGUGAUUCUGUGUAAAGGUUGGCACUGAGAAUCCCAUCUAUAGUUCUGUCUGUUCAUGUCUGUGUCAUUUUUCAGAUUCAUGUAUUAAAAUCAGUUUCUUUCUGAACAGGAAUUUCUUCCUCUUUCAGUCUUUUAAAGAUGGAAGCUCUGAUUUUUAUACUGUACAGUAGGAUGGAUGUUGCAAAGUUGUUUAUUUAUUUUCAGCUCUGAUAUUUUUUUUCUCUGAAACUUAAGUCAACAGAUGACAAUUAUAUUACUGUAUUUACUGCCAAUCUGUGUACAUUAUUGAUUUCACCUCAUCUCAAAAAUGUCCCACAGUAAGAGAGAAUUCUGCCAACCUCGGACAGUAAUUUUUGCCGCUUACCAAAGUAAAAUACAACAUCAAAUGGAGUGGGCGAUAUGGCUUCAAAAUUACCACAAAACAAAAAAAUAAUCUUGAACAAGAAACACCGGCAGGCUGGGGCUGCUGGGUCCAAGUAUGGCCAGAUUGUUCUGUCCGGAUUCCAGGGGACGAAGGAGCCAAAUGCACAGCACAGACAAUGACAGUAGUUUUUAAGAUUUAUUUCUCUCUCUGUGGUCAAACAGUCACAGGUCGAUACACAAGUUAGCAGAAGAAGCAGUACAGGCAGGUGCCACAGGCUGGACGUUUAUAUUGGCUUUUUUUAUUUAUUUGUCAGGUUCUGCUUCUGUUUUCAGUUUUAUUUUGAAAGUACUUUGUUCAUCAGCCUUAUCAUCAUGUUUUGGGUUCCAGUUUCCAUUUCCUGUUUUAUUUUGGUAGUCUCCCGGUUUCGGUUUCCGUUCUAGCUUCACUCCCAGUUUACGUCAUGUCACAGCUGUCCCUGCUUCACCCGGUCAUUAUCCACACCUGCACUUCAUCAGUAAUCAAUUCACCUUGCAUUUAAGCACCACUUCUCACCCCAGUACCUCGCCAGAUCGUUGAUUCUAUGACCGCACGCUCCAGCAUCGUCUUAUUCAGCUUAUCCUGUUACCGAUCCAGUUCCGUACCUCUGACCAUCGCUUCUCGCCUGAUCCUGACCGGUAUCGUAAAUCUCUGAUUCUGUUGCUGAACUCUGCCUGUUUUUGGACCUGUCUAAGCCUGCCGAUUCUGUCUCUGUGAUCUGAACUUUUUGGUAUUGAUACGCCUGCUACUGGACCCGAUUACGCCUAUCCCCUGUGUGCUGUGAACCCGUGCUUACCCGUGUAUGAUUUGGACCGUCUGUGACCUGGAUUCUUGUAUUAAAUAUCCCUUUAAUCAUA